CCCGCCCUCUCCUCAUAUCCCAGUAGAUUUCGAUAUCUCAAUGCAUUGCUAUCCCAACCUCACAGAGUCUUUCUUUAACUACAGUCUAUCAUGCGCUUUGGCAGCAACCUCCGCAAAAGCAUCUACCCACCAUGGAAGAACAACUACGUCGAUUACGAUAAGCUCAAGAAGCUGCUGAAGGAGAGCGAUGGGUCACCCGUGGAUGAGGACUAUGACGCCUGGACGGCCGAUGAUGAGAGUGCAUUUGUCGACGAGCUGGUCAAUGUUCAAUUGGAAAAGGUUCACAAGUUCCAGACCGAAACCUCCCAAAAGCUACGCGAUCGGACGACAGCCUGCGAAAAAAAGCUCGAGCCAUUGGCCGUCGGUCUGAAGCCAGAGAAGGCACAUGAAGGAGAAGCUUCAAACUCCCAAGAAGAAGCCCCGUCGAAAGCGGAGAUCAAGCCGGGAGAGAAGGAGAAGCUCUUGAAGGAGGUGCUGAGGGAGCUGGACCACAUCACGAAGGAGAUCAACGAGCUGGAAAGGUACAGCAGGAUCAAUUAUACAGCCUUUUUCAAAGCUACGAAGAAGCAUGACCGGAAGCGAGGCGAUGCCUACAGACUUCGUCCUUUCCUUGAAACGCGGCUCACGGCCCUGCCACUCAACAAGGAGGACUACUCCCCACUACUAUACCGGCUGUCUGCUAUGUACUCAUUCGUGCGGCAAAGCUUGGAUGGGAAAUCUCAGGAAGCAUUGUCGUUUUCGGAGAGCCUGACGGGCGGGGAAAGCUUCAACUCAUACAAAUUCUGGGUCCACCCCGAGAACCUCCUCGAAGUCAAGACCAUCAUUCUCCGCCGCCUUCCUGUCCUCGUAUACAAUCCCCAAACCUCUAAGAUCGCCGAAGGCUCUCAGCGCGAUCCUACAAUUACAUCCAUAUACUUCGACAACCCAAAGUUCCCUCUCUACACAGCCAAGGUCAAUCAUGCGCCGGAUGCAGUCUCGCUACGCCUUCGUUGGUACGGGCAGCUCGCAGACAAGCAGGAGAUACUAUUCGAGAAAAAGGUGAUCAAGGACGGGGACGCCAGCGAAGAGGAGCGGUUCCCGAUCAAGGAGAAAUACGUGCUGCCAUUCAUGAAAGGAGAAUACAAAAUGGAGAAGAGUGUUCAGAAGCUGCAAAAUCGAGCCGGUGGAGAUCAUCAUGAAGUGGGUGAUUUUCAAAAAGCUGUCGAUGACAUCCAAUCUUUCAUUGAGGACAGGGAACUGCAGCCUGUCCUUAGAGCCAACUACACUCGCACCGCCUUCCAAAUACCUGGAGAUGAUCGGAUCAGGAUAUCGCUCGAUACGAACCUUGCAUUAAUUCGUGAAGAUGCGCUUGACCUAGACAGACCCUGCCGAGACCCAGAAGAUUGGCAUAGGAAAGACAUCGAUGAUGUUCAGAUGGAAUAUCCUUUCAAGGGAAUACGAAAGGGAGAGAUUAACAGGUUUCCUUUUGCACUUCUAGAGAUCAAAAUAAAGGGUAUGAAGAAGUACGAGUGGAUAGACGAUCUUACGAACUCUCAUCUUGUCAAAGAUGCUCCACGCUUCUCAAAAUUCGUUCACGGAGUCGCCAUGCUCUUCGAAGAUAAUGUCAACAGCUUCCCAUUCUGGCUGAGCGAAGUCGAUACUGAUAUCAGGCAAGAACCCCAUAAGGCCUUCGAGGAAGAGCAGGAAAAGAAAGCAAAGGCUGCAGAGGAUGAAUUUGCAGUCGGCAGUCUUUUUGGCGCUCGAGCAAGCCCCAGUUACCGCCCUUCUGUAGCAUCUCCUGUUGGGUCACCUGCUGGAAAGUCCGUGACCAAAAGUAGCACUCCCGCAAGACCGUCACCACAGCUUGGUUCCACUGUAGGGAGCAAAGAGAAUGGCAACGAGGAAGCCGAUUCAGAUGAGGACGGGGCACAAGCGACCAUCUGGAAAGAUUCGACGUUUUCCAAAUCAACCGGUCUCCGCUCAUUGUUCCCUUCGUUUUCAUCAUCGAAGUACGCGCGCGCACAUCAACAACGCAAAGUCAAACUGCCCCCAGGGAUUCAUGACCCAGGAGUCUGGAUCAAAGAUCAAGGGCCCGUGCGCGUCGAAGCAAAAGUAUGGCUUGCGAAUCAACGUACUUUCAUCAAAUGGCAGCAUGUCAGCGUCCUCCUAGCAUCGCUGUCACUUGGUCUCUACAACGCGGCCGGUGAAACGAAUAGCGUUGCAAGAACCCUCGCUAUUGUUUACACACUCGUUGCAGCCUUUACAUUGAUCUGGGGUUGGGGCAUGUACAUGUACCGCAACAAGCUUAUUCGUGAGAGGAGCCCGAAGGAUUUCGAUAAUCAGUUCGGUCCCAUUGUGGUUUGUCUGGGGUUGAUUGUAGCGCUGUGCUUAAAUUUUGGCUUCAAGUACCGAGCCAUCCUUAACGACCGAGUGGACAGGAAUCACCCAGCGAAUUCGACAUUCAUUGACGAACGGAUUGAAUUGCUGUGAUGGGGGUCCGGAGGUAACGGGGCACGAGGGUGUGGGUCAGGAGAAGUUGCACGACGAGUACAACCACUGUUUCACGGCAAUUUUUGGGCGUGCGAGGUUGGAUAUAUGCACAGGCUGCGGACUUUGGACUGUGCAUUCGUCUGAAUAUGUUUAGUGUGUCCUUCGUUGUAUUUAAUUGUCUGGAUAUGGAGCGGUGCAUCAAUAUACUAUGAGUGGCAAGUACUAAUACAAAUUGAGAUUGCAGGGAACAUUUUUCUG
Lindgomyces ingoldianus is the source of this 2727-nucleotide messenger RNA. RefSeq names its product SPX-domain-containing protein. The transcript has 3 exons. The coding region runs from base 91 to 2469 and encodes 792 amino acids. Lineage: Eukaryota; Fungi; Ascomycota; Dothideomycetes; Pleosporales; Lindgomycetaceae. The record is from RefSeq and is a predicted model, not a curated record. Gene Ontology annotation, cellular component: fungal-type vacuole membrane; vacuolar transporter chaperone complex.